GAGAAAGGAACCUGCUGGGACCCUGGAAUAGUGAGAGAGAUCUGUGCCUUAGAUCAGGACAGAUUACGGGGGACAGGAGGAGGUAGGAAUCACCUUCACAGCUAUUCUGUAAAUAUCUGGACCUCUCAGAGGUGGGCUUUGUUCUCUUCACCAUCAGACGAGGAAUCCUAGGGCUCUUGCUACAAAUUAUUAGGACAUUUAGAGAAUGAUUGGGCAAGUCUACUUAUCUGAAUCAGGGCAAGGCAGUGGCAUCUUGGCUGCAAGAAGUGUUCAGUUCCAUGUUCCUGGAGGUCCUGGAUGUUUUAGAAUUCACCAGUUGGCCUUGCAGGACGUUACAGCUUCCGAUGAUUAUUUGAGAAGGUAAUGGUGAGCAGUCAAGGAUAAGGGAUGUAAAAUACCUAUGCUGAGCCCCACGAGGCACUGGAGUCCAUGGUCUGAUGUUUUAAAAGGCAUGUCCGACUGCCUGGGGUUGUAAAUAAUUCACCACAUGGUCUGCAAGCUCUGGAAUUCAAAGCCCUUAGCCCAGAAGCAGCUGUGCCUUGAGAUGUUUGCUCAUGACCUUUUCUCUUACCACACCCUGGGGCUCUUGGGAGGAGCCAAGAGCUGAGCUGCAGUGCCAGGAUGCUGCUUCUGUCAGUGCCCACACUAAGCUGCCUCGUGGGUCCUUUCACAUCCGUCUUGCUCAACUACGAAGUACACAGGAUGGAAACUGCUCUCUGUCUUUGGGAGACAGCACAUGGUUCAGCUCAAUAAAGCUGUGAUUGGAGACCAAAGCAGAAGGCACCUUCUCAGGCUUUCUGUGGCCAGCCUGAAGGAGAAAGAACACUCAUGCCCCCAAAGCUCAGAAUGAUGGAAGGACAAGGGGUAGGCCGAACCCUCAGGCUGCUCCGAAAUCGCUUGCCACGACUUCGAGCAGGACAAUCCCAGAACAAUCCCGGGGAAGCUGUCACAGAACCGGAAAGAAUCCAGGAGCAUUCUCCACCUAUCUUUGCUGGAGGCCAGCACUUCUUUGAAUACCUUCUUGUUGUUUCUUUAAAGAAAAAGCAUUUAGGGGAUGAUUAUGAACCCACAAUCACCUACCAGUUUCCCAAGAGGGAGAACCUGCUCCGAGGUCAGCAGGAGGAGGAGGAACGGCUGCUCAAAGCCAUCCCUUUGUUCUGCUUCCCUGACGGGAAUGAGUGGGCACCGCUCACAGAGUAUCCCAGGGAGACCUUCUCAUUUGUCCUGACCAAUGUGGAUGGGAGCAGGAAGAUCGGAUACUGCAGGCGCCUCCUGCCUGCUGGUCCUGGUCCUCGCCUUCCAAAAGUAUACUGCAUCAUCAGCUGCAUCGGCUGCUUCGGCUUGUUCUCCAAGAUACUGGAUGAAGUAGAGAAAAGACAUCAGAUCUCCAUGGCUGUCAUCUACCCAUUCAUGCAAGGUCUCCGAGAGGCAGCCUUUCCUGCACCUGGAAAGACAGUUACCCUUAAGAGCUUCAUUCCUGAUUCAGGCACGGAGUUCAUCUCAUUGACACGGCCCCUAGACUCCCACCUUGAACAUGUGGACUUCAGUGCUCUGCUGCAGUGCCUCCAUUUUGAGCAGAUUAUUCAGAUCUUUGCCUCUGCAGUACUUGAAAGAAAGAUCAUCUUUUUGGCAGAGGGUCUGAGUACCCUGUCUCAGUGUAUCCAUGCUGCAGCUGCUCUGCUUUACCCAUUUAGUUGGGCGCACACAUACAUCCCGGUGGUCCCUGAGAGCCUUCUGGCCACUGUCUGCUGCCCUACCCCCUUCAUGGUUGGGGUACAGAUGCGAUUCCAGCAGGAGGUUAUGGACAGUCCCAUGGAAGAGGUCCUGUUGGUGAAUCUUUGUAAAGGAACCUUCUUAUUAUCAGUUGGUGAUGAGAAAGACAUCCUACCACGGAAACUUCAGGAUGACAUCUUGGACUCUCUUGCUCAAGGGAUAAAUGAGUUAAAGACUUCAGAACAAAUCAAUGAGCAUGUUUCAGGCCCUUUUGUACAGUUCUUUGUCAAGACUGUGGGCCACUAUGCCUCCUAUAUAAAACGGGAGGCCAGUGGACAAGGCCAUUUCCAAGAACGCUCCUUCUGUAAGGCUGUUACCUCCAAGACCAAGCGCCGAUUUGUGAAGAAGUUUGUGAAGACACAACUUUUCUCCCUAUUCAUCCAGGAAGCAGAGAAGAGCAGGAAUCCUCCUGCAGGCUAUUUCCAAAAGAAAAUACUUGAAUAUGAAGAACAGAAAAAACAGAAGAAAUCAAGAGAAAGACGGUGAAGUAAAAACUGUGGUCAGCAGGAGUGUCUACAACUACAGCUAGAACUACAGGCCAGUCUGGACUUUGGCCCUUCAACUGUGACAGAAUCAGUGAGGCUCUCGGCCCUGGAAUCAAUCUGUGGCUUUCUUCCAACUGAUAACCCAGUCUUACUUCAAGGUGGUGUCUGAAUUUGGGAGCCUUGUUGUCAGGGCUUUGAAAGUUCUCAUCCAAACUCAUAGAACUGUACUCAGAGCUGCACUUUUGGCAGAGUGGACACUGGGAGUUAGUAGUACAGGGGUACAGCUGUUGUGGGUGCUUGAUUAGAAGUUGCUAGCACUGCUGUCUCCUAUGAACCUCUGUUAUAAAAUCCUCAAUACAGAACACUGUGGCCCAAUGACCCAUUUACAAAAUAGGGUCUGACGUGAGGAUAUGAAUAAAGAUGAAACCUUGUUUGUUGA
Molecule: messenger RNA, 2697 nt
Organism: Rattus rattus (black rat)
Lineage: Eukaryota; Metazoa; Chordata; Mammalia; Rodentia; Muridae
Gene: Dennd2d
Product: DENN domain containing 2D
Exons: 12
Coding region: 829-2259 (476 amino acids)
Cellular component (GO): cytosol; nucleoplasm
Source: RefSeq, a predicted model, not a curated record